AAAGAAAACGAGGUGUGUCCACAUUGCCUCUCCAUCAUUCAUUCGAUCACUCUGGUGACACAGCGCAAGUGUGAGUUUUUUUUUUGUUAAGAAGCAGACGCUUGUCAAAAAUAGUCCUUAUAUCAUCCUUGCAUUGGAUGGCUAUGGUUGGUUGUAUACAGAUUGGAAUUUUGGACAUUUAUGACACCCUGAUCGAAAAAUAAUCUUGAGGACCGACAAAUUAAGGAAAAUAGAAAUGAGCACCAAUUCGUGGGUGGCCAUUGACAGGAUGCGUCAGUCUUGCCGGUCAGAAGUCAAGCCUCAGUAUGUUCACCAUUUGGCCCCAAGGUCCCUGCCUGAAAUCACCGUCACGUCUCCGCAACGAAAAGAUCUCAAACAGAGGUGUGUUAAGUGUAGUGCGGUUGCUGUGAUCUGCUUGCUGCUCCUCUUGCUGCUGGCGGGCAUCCUCUUGGCCUAUUACUAUUCCUCCACCUGCGUGCAUGGAACACCAUGCGGUGGUAAUACAGGCUGUGUGUGGGAGUCCCAAUGGUGUGAUGGAGUGGUGGACUGUCCAGCGGGGCAGGAUGAAGCUCAUUGUGUAAGGCUUCAUGGUACCAGUUUCCUGCUUCAGAUCUUCUCAACUCAGACCAAACAAUGGAGGACCGUUUGUUCUCACGGCUGGACAGCCCAGCUGGGCCAAGCAAGCUGCCGGGACAUCGGAUACAGCGGGAGCACAAGUGCUACCUCUGGCCUACAUGAGGCAAGCCCUGAUGACACGUUCCUGAUGGUGAAAUCCAACCUAAACCCUCAUGUACCUGUCGUGCAACAGCUCGCUCUCAGCAAUUACUGCCCAAACAACACUGUGGUGACACUGCGAUGUACAGAUUGUACAGGAGGAGUAAACUCCAGUAGGGCUUCUCGGGGCCACCGGGCCUCCCUCGGCGCGUGGCCAUGGCAGGUGAGCCUCCAGCUUGCGGGCUCCCACCGGUGUGGAGGUGCUAUCAUUUCCCCCAACUGGAUUGUCACAGCAGCCCAUUGUGCCCUCAUGACAUCCAAUCCUGGAGACUGGUCAGUGUAUGCGGGGCUGGUGGAACCUUUGGGCAUUCACUUCAACCCCGCUCACGCUGUGAGCCACGUCGUUGCUCAUGAACGUUUCGACAGAGUAACUUACAGGAAUGACAUUGCUCUGAUGAGGCUCAGCAAACCUCUGGACUUCACAGCCUCCAGUAACGUUGGUCCCGUGUGCCUCCCAAAUGUUGGGCUAAACAUCUCGGCCCCACUAAAUGUCUGGACAACAGGAUAUGCUGUUUCAGUCAAUGGAGACUCUCCAUACCUGGUUGAGGCUCAGGUUUCCCUCGUGGAUGUUGCGGGAUGCAACAGCUCCACGGCUUACAAAGGACUGAUAUCGAAGGAAAUGCUGUGUUCCAAAGGGGCGCAGACUGGAUCGGACACAUGCAAAACCGACAGCGGCGGACCUCUGGUUUGGCAGAGACAUGGCCUAUGGUGGCUCGUUGGGGAAAACAUUUGGCCAGAAAGUUGUAUCGACCUGAACAAACCAGGUGUUUAUAACAACGUCACCUAUUUUUUGGACUGGAUAUACCAUCAGAUGAAGAAAAAUCAAGUUGACUGACGACAUGGCCACUGGGCAAAGACGAUCACGGUGGGUUUAAAUGUUUUUAACAACAUUUCUAAAAUACAUUGUUAUUUCCAUAAUUCGUCAUUUUUUGUACUUAUACGUAUAAUAUGGAAUUAUUAAUGAAGUUGAUGGUUUGCUCUAUUUUCCCAAGAUGACGAUUCAGUAUUGCGGGCACAGCCAUAAUCUAAAUCUGAUCAAGCCGUUUUCUAAAAACUUUAGACAUGAAUAGAUGGUUUGCCAAAUUUAGAACAUUAGAAAAAUAUAAAUGCUCAUUGCUUGGAGCUCACGCCACAACAUUUGAUCAAUCACAGGCAGCCAGUCUUCACGUGAUUAAGGAUGAUUAAUUUAUCCCAAACAGUGAAGUUAUAAUCAAACCUUCAAUGUUACCAGAAGUUAUUUAUUUGCAGCAAUUUUAGUAACAACAAACACACUGAACAAUUUAAAUAUUUCUUCAAGAAUCAGUAGUGGCUUUGGCUUUCCUCACGAAUCAGUUGCUUGCAAUCGCCAUCAUUUCCACUCGAUGGAAUAUUUCCACAUUUAGGUUUUAAAAGAAGCUGAAACUCCUGAUUCAGGUCCUGCAGCCUUGAUUGUACGCGUGCUUGAGUCACUUAUUACAAAGCAAUAUUGCUCUGUUUACAAAUGUGCAGCAUGUGCCAAACUUUGAAACUAAAAUUAAACUCACAUUCAGAUCAAUUUCAAUAUAAAGUUGAACACAGUUAGUAAAAUGACAUUAACUCACCGGCACUGCAUUGAUCAUAGAACUCGAUGUCAGUUUGAGCUUCACGAGUGCAAAACCAUAAAUGGUCAUCUGAGCAGGAAGGUGACACUUUUUGUGCCUUCCUGGUCAGAAUGUCGAGGCAGGAGCUCUUGCCUAACUCUUUCUUGAACGACUGUUGUAACAAAAUGUCAAGUGUGCAGGCUGGACAGCCGGAGUGGUGCAUCAGCUCAUUAAAAAAAAAAAGGAAAA
Hippocampus zosterae (dwarf seahorse) is the source of this 2582-nucleotide messenger RNA. RefSeq names its product transmembrane protease serine 2-like. NCBI's taxonomy places the organism in Eukaryota, Metazoa, Chordata, Actinopteri, Syngnathiformes, Syngnathidae. Gene Ontology annotation, molecular function: protein binding; serine-type endopeptidase activity. The transcript has 13 exons. Gene Ontology annotation, cellular component: membrane. Gene Ontology annotation, biological process: proteolysis. The coding region runs from base 236 to 1609 and encodes 457 amino acids. The record is from RefSeq and is a predicted model, not a curated record.